Molecule: messenger RNA, 6652 nt
Organism: Epinephelus fuscoguttatus (brown-marbled grouper)
Lineage: Eukaryota; Metazoa; Chordata; Actinopteri; Perciformes; Serranidae
Product: transcription initiation factor TFIID subunit 4-like
Exons: 16
Coding region: 1-2898 (965 amino acids)
Biological process (GO): DNA-templated transcription; transcription initiation at RNA polymerase II promoter
Cellular component (GO): transcription factor TFIID complex
Molecular function (GO): DNA binding; protein heterodimerization activity; RNA polymerase II general transcription initiation factor activity
Source: RefSeq, a predicted model, not a curated record
AUGCGUCUCACGAGCGAGCGUAGCUGGGCAAAGAUGGCGGCGGGCUCCGAUUUGCUGGAUGAUGUUUUCUUCAACACAGAGGUGGACGAAAAAGUAGUUAGUGAUAUAGUCGGAUCUCUGGAGUCUGAGCUAACAGGAGCAGGGCAAGUCAACACAGCGACCAGGGUCCAGUCUGCAGCAAAUCACACCGGCAACUCAGCUAUAGGGAGUAAUUCCAAUGUUCAGGGCAGCAAAAUGGGACUUUCACAACAAGAGCUUGCUAAAGCAGGGACAGGAGUGCAAGGAGGUGUCAUUAACAGUACGGGGUCCCACGGUUCAAGCAUGGAUGGAGCAGCCGGGACCACAGCGAGCAUGACAGCCGCUCAGACUCAGUCCAAGCCGGGGACAGCUAGCGGAGUCGUUACGGUAGUGUCUGAUGUUAGGAAACCUGUAACGACUGGUGCUCAAACUUUGAAUGGAAGUGCCGUGGUGAUGAACUGUCAUGUCACGGGAGGCGGCUCACAGCCCGCUGUCACGCUUGUCAACAACGGACCUGUUUCAGUGAGCAAAGGAGGCGCAACAGUUUUAUCCGCAGCACCCAGUACUAUUAUACGAACUUCUUCGACGACUGCGAGUGCUGUGAUCUCCUCUCAGCCCUCUGUGAAAACUGUACCCACUGUCACGCUGGUGAGGCCACCUAUGCAAACUCCCACGAACACCUCACAAAGCGGCGGCAACCCCACCACAGUUUUAACAUCAGCAGCCGUCAGUGUCAUGAGCACUGCUGGCUCUGCUGUGAACAAGUUUGACUCCACAAAGACUAUAAUGCAGACUGGUGCGCACAUCGUGGCUUCAACUGUUGCGACAGGGACAACAGCGACCCUGAGGAGCCCGACUGUUCUGCAGAACUUGAGGACUUCAGUACCGUCAACAAUCGCUGCCACUCCUCCUGCUGGAAUACGAGCUAUUGCUCCACAGGUGUUGGCCCCACGACUCACCCAGCCUCAACCAAACGCCCCAAACAUCCAAAACAUCCAGCUCCCUCCAGGCAUGGUCUUGGUCCGCAGCGAGAGCGGGCAGCUGCUGGUGAUUCACCAGCAAACCUUGGCCCAGAUGCAGGCUCAGUCGCAGUCCCAAAGCGCCAUGACACCACGGCCUGCAGCCCCCACCAGCACUCCACCUGUCCAGAUCACCUCACUACAGGCUCCAGGCGCAUCACUGCUGGCCCGUCCCGUUACCCCCACCACCAUUAUUAAACAAGGUUCCACAGUCCAGACCACUGUGACGGCCACCACGACACUGCAGAGGCCUCCUGUACUGCAGAACACCAUCAUGCUGGGAGGGACUGCCGCCACCCCGGGACAGCCGCUAGGAACGCCGACCACCGUGCAGCCUGGAUCUGCAGCCACAGCAGUUACACAGAGGGUAACUGGGACCCCUGUCACUCCAACAGCUAUCACAGCUGAGACACUGGAGAAUGUAAAAAAGUGUAAAAACUUUUUGUCCACGUUGAUCAAGCUGGCGUCCAGUGGGAAACAGUCCUCUGAGACUACGGCCAACGUCAAGGAGCUGGUCAAGAACUUGCUGGAAGCAAAGAUAGAGCCUGAAGAUUUCACCAGUCAGUUAUACCGGGAACUCAACUCCUCACCACAGCCGUACCUUGUGCCUUUCCUGAAGAGAAGCCUCCCAGCACUGCGUCAGAUGACCCCAGACUCCGAGGCCUUCAUCCAGCAGAGCUUGCUGCCCAGCACUCAGACUACUGCAGCAGCCUCCACAGCCCUCACCGCUGUGGUACUACGACCUCCUCUCUCCACGGCCACCACUGCGGCCACCAGCACUGCAGUGACCAAAACCACAGUCAUCAGCCUCACUCAGACGCCUCACAGUAAACCUGGACUGUUAGUGCCCCAGCAACAGGGGACGAUUGUGAGGCCACAGGUGACGCUGGCUCAGUCUCCCAUGGUAACACUCAGAGGACAAUCUCAUAGCCGCAUCAUUGUGGGCCAGCCGCAGGUGGUCAAACAGCUACAGACAGCUGUGAAGCAGACGUUGGCACCAGGGGUCAAAGGAGUACAAGUCAUCAGUCAGGCGUCUCUUGCUGCUGCUCAGAAGAACAAGCUGAAGGAAGCAGGAGGGGGAACCUUCAGGGACGAUGAUGAUAUCAAUGAUGUGGCGUCCAUGGCAGGAGUCAACUUGUCUGAGGAGAGUGCCCGUAUCUUAGCAACUAACUCGGAGCUCGUCGGCACGGUGACUCGUUCCUGUAAGGACGAGACCUUCCUCUCCACCUCUUUACUCACCCGCAGAGCUCUGGAGAUCGGUAGGAAGUUUGGCGUCAGUGAGCUUGGCGCGGACGUGAUCAACUACAUAUCUCACGCUACGCAGCAGCGACUACAAAACCUGCUGGAAAAGGUGUCACAAGUGGCACAGCAGAAAAACACAUCCUUCAAGGAGGACGAGCGGUGUGAGCAGGUCAGCGAUGUGCGAGCCCAGCUUAAAUUCUUCGAGCAGCUGGAUCAGAUGGAGAAACAAAGGAAGGAGGAGCAGGAGAGGGAGAUUCUCCUAAAGGCUGCAAAGUCUCGGUCACGGCAAGAGGACCCUGAGCAGCUCAGACUUAAACAAAAGGCCAAAGAGAUGCAGCAGCAGGAGCUGGCUCAGAUCAGACAAAGAGAAGCCAACCUAACGGCGCUGGCAGCAAUUGGCCCGAGGAAGAAACGGAAAAUGGACUCUCCUGUUCGGGGCACCAGCGCAGAGGGCUCAGGGUCAGGCCCCUCUCAGCCUGGAGGCCCCAGUGGAGCAGGCUCCAGACAGUUUAUGCGACAGCGCAUCACCAGAGUCAACCUUAGGGACCUGCUCUUCUGCCUGGAGAAUGAAAGAGGGACCAGUCACUCACACCUGCUCUAUAAAGGCUUCCUCAAAUAGCACCUGCACUAAAAUGACUAGUCUCGCUCAGUGGCAUUAAGGAAGCAGAGUUGACUGUCAGCUCAGACCCUUUGUGCCGGUACUUCCUUUGAUCACCCACUGCUGAAUGAUGAGGCGUCUGUCUGUGGGAGGAGAAUUAUCUGGAACACUGAAGACACGUCGUCUUUUAAAAGCCUCCUCAAGCACAAGUCUUUUGUAUUUUCAGAGGAGCAAAUAUUUGAACUCGGCUCUGAUUUUAGCGUGCCUCUCAGCUCGGUUUGCUCUUCAGAGACCAGUUGCACCCAACCACACUUCACUCAUGCACUGCCUCAUGCUGCACACAAGGAAAAAAAAAUGUCUUAAACUGAACUGAGCACUUCAAAUCCGAAGACCUUGUCGGUGUUAUUUGCACUGACAUCUGUGUUGUAGCAGCAAAUCUCUGUGAAGUGGUUCCAUGCAACAUUCAGGUGUAACAGCCUGCUCUUACAAAACUGCAGUAAUGCUAAUGUUCUUCACCAUGUUAGCAUAAGCACUCUGUUUAUUUAAGUUCCUAACAGAGAUUUUAAUUUAUCACACAUUUAUACUAUAUUUUAGCACAGUUUCAGCGCCUGUGGAUUUUUUUUUCCCAGAGACUAAUCUUGACUAGCCUUGUCAUCUGCUGAGUUGCCUUCUUAACAGAUUAAGCCAUAUGGAUUAGAAUGUGUUGAUCAGCUUCAGUGACUUCAUCUUUCCAACACUUCUCUCCAGAUUUUGUGGGAUGUUUGCUUUGUUGUUUUGUUGUGCACCUCCUUUGUUUGUCUUUGCUUGAUUGGAAAGAAGAAUGAUUGUUUUUGUGUCAUGUGUUGCGCAUGAUGUAAUCACAGGUGUUGGUAUUUCAAACUCUGGCUACUGAAGCUCUUUUUUUUUUUUUAAUUUACUGUGCGAGUUCCUGACACAGUUGCUGAAAGCGACAUUUCACCUUUAACUCAGAUUGUAGCACAUUUACUACAAAGGCGGGAUAUACUUUACAUUCCUAUCGAUCAUUUCUGAAGCUCAGCACACUCGCUGAGAUUUGUUUUCACCUUGCCAGCAGUCAGCAGUUACCAUUCAUUUCUUUAGCGAUGGUAGAAAAUGCAACUGAACCUUUUAUCACAGUGAACAUUCUCUCCAAGACGGUUGUUGUUUCGCACUUUAUCAUUGCACACAAAAAGUCUGCAGAUGUUCUAGUGUGUUAAAGGGGGCUUAAUAUGCUUUUCCUUGUUUCCUGUCAUGUAUAUAAUGUUGCAUUGUUGGAUGCUCAUAUUAAACGUGGCCAAAGUUCCAAGUAACGAGGUAAACUCAUGUUAAAGUAAUUCCUGUGAGCAUAAACCUCAGGCAUCACAAUGUUUUUUUCUGCACUGGCUAAAAGCUGAACUCAGCUUGUAACCAAUUUCUUCAUAUAAUCAUUUGCUUUAGCCAAGUGCUGCAUUACAAACACUGCUACAUGUAGCUUUAUGCUAACAUCAGGGAUGUAAUCUUUGGGGCCGUACACAUGCUGUGUCUUUAACCAUCUGGAAAACGUGAGGUUAGCCGCUGGGCCCCACUUGUGUGCCUUUUUUUUGUGCCAGCUUUCAAGAAUGCGUCAGCAGGUACCAUAGCCCGUUUACCAAAAAUCCUGAGUGUAUGGGCCUAUCGUCCGUGGGACAGAUGAAAACCUCUGGCAACUCUGCACCAAAAUAAACAACCUCUCCAUAUUUAUCACAGACUGGUAUUUACGGAAGAAGGGAAAGAUGUCUGUCGGCUGUGAUUCGUUCGUCCUUGUCACAUGACUGCUGCUUCAUUCCAAAAGUUGAGCUCGAGUGCAGCUGUCUCGCCUUGAAAAAUGGUCGCUUGGGAACGCAUACAUGCCACGACUGCAUCCCUCUGGCAUUUGUGUGCGCCUGCCUUGCGUCUACAUUGAAAACAAUGAAUUUGAAGGCGCAAAAAACGUGGCAUGUGUACAGCCCCUUAGUUGCGAUGUUCAUUUUUCCCUGAUUUCGAAUCACAGUCCUGUUGGAACAUGUCGAGUUAUGAAGAUUUUGGUUCUGAGGCAGAGAGCUGCUAUACUCCGUCGUCCUCUAUACAGGCGUUCGCAGACUGCAAUAAUGGUGCAGAGCAUGGAUGUUCUUUAAUACAUCGAUGGUACAGAGAUGCUGAGACCACUGAUUUGGAAGACCAAGAAACACUGACAAAUCAGAGCAGACUGGGCUUUUUCAGAAGGAGGCCUUAAAAAGACAGGUGCUAAACUAGAGCGUUUCAGAUAGAGGGUAGAUGCCAAGCGGCAACCACCGGGGCUGACAGAUUUAGCUAAUAAGGAAGUGCCAAAAUCUGCUGUUUUGUUGACUAGAGGCUGACUCCAGGGAGACAAUGCCCAUAGACCCGCCUGUUAAAAAUGGCUGACUUUACAGCAGAAAUAAACAUGUUUACAGACCGGUACAAUUUUUUUUUUGGUCUAUAGCUAAUUUCCUCUGUCGUGUUAACUGUACUGGGUGUUAUUUUUUAUAUAACUCACCCGUUUGUUUUAUUAAGGCUUUAAGUUAUGUGUAAUUAUGGGCAUGGCAGCUCUGAUUGAUUGAUUGUCAGCUUCUCAGUCGGAUCCGCCCCUCACUUCUCCACAGCUCCAACCUCUCGCCCAAAUAUGGUCACAUCUGGCCCAAAAAAAAGCAAGAUGGUGACAGCUGAAAUGCCAAAACAGGAGUCCACAAACCAACAGGUGAUGUCACAGUAGCUUUAUCCAUUUUUUUUUUAUGGGGACCACAGGUGGCCCAGCACAGACAAUUUGAACAUUAAAGCAAUGUUCAACUAUGAACCUGAAAAUGAGCAUAAUGUGUCCCCUUUAAAUGCACUGAAACCUCGUUGCCUGCUGAUUUAGAAGAUCCAAGCAUAAUGAAACAUUAACAUUAUGAAAAUUAUCAUUUAGAUUUGGCUCUGUGUUUCUUGAAUAAUUACCAAGAAGCUUUCAAGUCAUUUUCAUGCCUUUCAUAAGUGUCACCCAAAGAGAUUUAGACUUUAAAGUAAGCUUUGACUGAAAUAUCCUUGGGCAGGAUGUUCACUGUGAUGAAUCUCAAGCACAUUUUUGUCUUUUCAUUUGUACCAUAAUAAAAAAAGAUAAUGGAAAUGGAUGGUUAAAUGGAUAAAAAGAUAUUGAAAAUAAUAUGGUCUAAAUGAAGUGGUUGUCAGUAAUGUAAAGUAUCCAGGCUGUGUAAUUCAUAGGCUAUAAUGUGUAUUUUCAAACUUUUAUUUUGGAGAAAUGAGUCCCGGUAAUGUUAAUAAUUAGUCAUUUAAGUGAGUCACACAUUUUCCAAUAAGUUGUUUGUCCACAUUUUUAUAUUUAUGAAUGAUGGAGGUCAUGUUGGUAAACAUGGAGCAUGUAAUGCAGAACGAGGACUGCACUUUGACAGAUCACUUUUCUAAAAACUAGUUGAUCCGAUGAACAUACCCACUUUAUAACUUUUUAUAUUUUUAGUGCACAUACUAAUUUUGGUCUUUAUACCUUUGUCAUUUUAUGAAAGAAUGUUUAUCGGCAGAUUUUAUUACUGUAUAUAUUUAAGUUUGCUAUUUGUAGAUUUAUCCGUUGAUGACUUCAAAUCGGGCAAAUCUGUCUUACUUUUCAUACGCAGUAGAUAUGACAAAUAAGACAAAUAUAUGAUUCUUUCUUGCCAAUAUCUUGUACAUUUUGCACAGCCUCUUGUUUAUAUGUAAAUAUCUGAAUUUAAAAAAAAAGUUUUUAAUUGCUAUUUUAUAAUGGAUUGAAAGAGUAUGAUCUCUAUUAAAACAA